AUGACGGGGAUAUUUAUUUAUAUUCGAGACGAUAGUGCAGGUGAUGAUAGUGAUGAUAGUUAUGAUAGUUAUGAUAGUGAUGAUAGUGAUGAUAGUGAUGAUAGUGAUGAUAGUGAUGAUAGUGAUGAAGGUGCUGAUAGUGAUGAUAGUUAUGAUAGUGAUGAUAGUGAUGAUAGUGAUGAUAGUGAUGAUAGUGAUGAUAGUGAUGAUAGUGCUGAUAGUGCUGAUAGUGCUGAUAGUGAUGCUAGUGAUGAAGGUGCUGAUAGUGAUGAUAGUUAUGAUAGUGAUGAUAGUUAUGAUAGUGCUGAUAGUGAUGAUAGUUAUGAAGGUGCUGAUAGUGAUGAUAGUGAUGAUAGUUAUGAAGGUGCUGAUAGUGAUGAUAGUGAUGAUAGUGAUGAUAGUUAUGAUAGUGAUGAUAGUGAUGAUAGUGAUGAUAGUGAUGAUAGUGAUGAUAGUGAUGAUAGUGAUGAUAGUGAUGAUAGUGAUGAUAGUGAUGAAGGUGCUGAUAGUGAUGAUAGUUAUGAUAGUGAUGAUAGGGAUGAAGGUGCUGGUAGUGAUGAUAGUGAUGAUAGUGCUGAUAGUGAUGAAGGUGCUGAUAGUGCUGAUGGUGCUGAUAGUGAUGCUAGUGAUGAAGGUGCUGAUAGUGAUGAUAGUGAUGAUAGUGCUGGUAGUGAUGAUAGUGAUGAUAGUGAUGAAGGUGAUGAAGGUGCUGAUAGUGAUGAUAGUUAUGAUAGUGCCGAUAGUGAUGAAGGUGAUGAUAGUUAUGAUAGUGAUGAUAGUGAUGUAGGUGAUGAUAGUUAUGGUAGUGCCGAUAGUGAUGAUAGUUAUGAUAGUGCCGAUAGUGCUGAUAGUGAUGAUAGUGAUGAUAGUUAUGAUAGUGCCGAUAGUGCCGAUAGUGAUGAUAGUGAUGAUAGUGCUGAUAGUGAUGAUAGUGAUGAUAGUGAUGAUAGCGCCGAUAGUGAUGAUAGUGCUGAUAGCGAUGAUAGUGAUGAAGGUGCUGAUAGUGAUGAAGGUGCUGAUAGUGAUGAUAGUGCUGAUAGUGCUGAUAGUGAUGAUAGUUAUGAUAGUGAUGAUAGUGCUGAUAGUGCUGAUAGUGUUGAUAGUGAUGAUAGUGCUGAUAGUGAUGAUAGUGCUGAUAGUGAUGAUAGUUAUGAUAGUGAUGAUAGUGAUGAUAGUGAUGAAGGUGCUGAUAGUGAUGAAGGUGCUGAUAGUGAUGAUAGUGCUGAUAGUGCUGAUAGUGAUGAUAGUGAUGAUAGUGAUGAUAGUGCUGAUAGCUAUGAUAGUGCUGAUAGUGCUGAUAGUGAUGAUAGUGCUGAUAGUGAUGAUAGUUAUGAUAGUGCUGAUAGUGAUGAUAGUGCUGAUAGUGAUGAAGGUGCUGAUAGUGAUGAUAGUUAUGAUAGUGAUGAUAGUUAUGAUAGUGCUGAUAGUGAUGAUAGUUAUGAAGGUGCUGAUAGUGAUGAUAGUGAUGAUAGUUAUGAAGGUGCUGAUAGUGAUGAUAGUGCUGAUAGUGAUUAAGGUGCUGAUAGUGAUGAUAGUUAUGAUAGUGAUGAUAGUUAUGAUAGUGCUGAUAGUGAUGAUAGUUAUGAAGGUGCUGAUAGUGAUGAUAGUGAUGAUAGUUAUGAUAGUGCUGAUAGUGAUGAUAGUUAUGAUAGUGCUGAUAGUGCUGAUAGUGAUGAAGGUGCUGAUAGUGAUGAUAGUUAUGAUAGUGCUGAUAGUGAUGAUAGUUAUGAAGGUGCUGAUAGUGCUGAUAGUGCUGUUAGUGCUGAUAGUUAUGAUAGUGCUGAUAGUGAUGAUAGUGCUGAUAGUGAUGAUAGUGAUGAUAGUUAUGAUAGUGCUGAUAGUGAUGAUAGUUAUGAUAGUGCUGAUAGUGAUGAUAGUGCUGAUAGUGCUGAUAGUGAUGAUAGUGAUGAUAGUUAUGCUAGUGUUGAUAGUGCUGAUAGUGCUGAUAGUGAUGAAGGUGCUGAUAGUGUUGAUAGUGCUGAUAGUGCUGACAGUGAUGAUAGUGCCGAUAGUUAUGCUAGUGUUGAUAGUGAUGAUAGUGAUGAUAGUGCUGACAGUGUUGAUAGCGAUGAUAGUGCUGUUAGUGCUGAUAGUGCUGAUAGUGCUGAUAGUUAUGAUAGUGCUGACAGUGAUGAUAGUGCCGAUAGUGAUGAUAGUGAUGAUAGUGCUGAUAGUGCUGAUAGUGCUGAUAGUGAUGAUAGUGCUGAUAGUUAUGAUAGUUAUGAUAGUGAUGAAGGUGCUGAUAGUGCUGAUAGUGCUGAUAGUGAUGAUAGUUGCGAUAGUGAUGAUAGUUAUGAUAGUUAUGAUAGUGAUGAAGGUGCUGAUAGUGCUGAUAGUGCUGAUAGUGAUGAUAGUGCUGAUAGUGAUGAUAGUGCUGAUAGUGAUGAUAGUGAUGAUAGUAAUGCUAGUGUUGAUAGUUAUGAUAGUGAUGAUAGUUAUGAUAGUGCUGACAGUGCUGAUAGUGCUGAUAGUGAUGAUAGUGCUGAUAGUGAUGAUAGUGAUGAUAGUUAUGAUAGUGAUGAUAGUGCUGACAGUGAUGAUAGUGCUGAUAGUGAUGAUAGCGAUGAUAGUGCUGAUAGUGCUGAUAGUUAUGAUAGUGCUGAUAGUUAUGAUAGUGAUGAUAGUUAUGAUAGUGAUGAUAGUGAUGAUAGUUAUGAUAGUGCUGAUAGUGCUGACAGUGAUGAUAGUUAUGAUAGUGAUGAUAGUGAUAAUAGUGCUGAUAGUGCUGAUAGUGAUGAUAGUUAUGAUAGUGAUGAUAGCACUGAUAGUUAUGAUAGUGCUGAUAGUGCUGAUAGUUAUGAUAGUGCUGAUAGUGCCGAUAGUGAUGAUAGUUAUGAUAGUGAUGAUAGCACUGAUAGUUAUGAUAGUGCUGAUAGUGCUGAUAGUUAUGAUAGUGCUGAUAGUUAUGAUAGUGCUGAUAGUGAUGAUAGUUAUGAUAGUGAUGAUAGUGAUGAUAGUGAUGAUAGUGCUGAUAGCACUGAUAGUGAUGAUAGUGAUGAUAGUUAUGAUAGUGAUGAUAGUAAUGCUAGUGAUGAUAGUGCUGAUAGUGCUGAUAGUGCUGACAGUGAUGAUAGUGCUGAUAGUGAUAAUAGUUAUGAUAGUGCCGAUAGUGAUGAUAGUGAUGAUAGUGAUGAUAGUGCUGAUAGUGAUGAUAGUUAUGAUAGUGAUGAUAGUAAUGCUAGUGUUGAUAGUUAUGAUAGUGAUGAUAGUGCUGACAGUGAUGAUAGUGCUGAUAGUGAUGAUAGCGAUGAUAGUGCUGAUAGUGCUGAUAGUUAUGAUAGUGAUGAUAGUGAUGAUAGUGAUGAUAGUUAUGAUAGUGAUGAUAGUGCUGAUAGUGCUGAUAGUUAUGAUAGUGAUGAUAGCACUGAUAGUUAUGAUAGUGCUGAUAGUGCCGAUAGUGCUGAUAGUUAUGAUAGUGAUAAUAGUGCUGAUAGUGCUGAUAGUGAUGAUAGUGCUGAUAGUGCUGAUAGUUAUGAUAGUGAUGAUAGCACUGAUAGUUAUGAUAGUGCUGAUAGUGCUGAUAGUGCUGAUAGUUAUGAUAGUGCUGAUAGUGCCGAUAGUGAUGAUAGUUAUGAUAGUGCUGAUAGCACUGAUAGUUAUGAUAGUGCUGAUAGUGCUGAUAGUUAUGAUAGUGAUGAUAGUGAUGAUAGUGAUGAUAGUGCUGAUAGCACUGAUAGUGAUGAUAGUGAUGAUAGUGAUGAUAGCACUGAUAGUUAUGAUAGUGCCGAUAGUGAUGAUAGUGAUGAUAGUUAUGAUAGUUAUGAUGAUAGUGAUGAUAGUGAUGAUAGUGAUGAUAGUGCUGAUAGUUAUGAUAGUGAUGAUAGUGAUGAUAGUUAUGAUAGUGCCGAUAGUGCUGAUAGUGAUGAUAGUUAUGAUAGUGAUGAUAGUGAUAAUAGUGCUGAUAGUGCUGAUCGUGAUGAUAGUUAUGAUAGCGAUGAUAGCACUGAUAGUUAUGAUAGUUAUGGUAGUUAUGAUAGUUAUGAUAGUGCUGAUAGUGCCGAUAGUGAUGAUAGUUAUGAUAGCGAUGAUAGCACUGAUAGUUAUGGUAGUGAUGAUAGCACUGAUAGUUAUGAUAGUGCUGAUAGUGCUGAUAGUUAUGAUAGUGCUGAUAGUGCUGAUAGUUAUGAUAGUGAUGAUAGUGAUGAUAGUUCUGAUAGUGAUGAUAGUGAUGAUAGUGCUGAUAGCACUGAUAGUGAUGAUAGUGAUGAUAGUGAUGAUAGUGCUGAUAGUGCUGAUAGUGAUGAUAGUUAUGAUAGUGCUGAUGGUGCUGAUAGUUAUGAUAGUGCUGAUAGUGCUGAUAGUUAUGAUAGUGAUGAUAGUGAUGAUAGUUAUGAUAGUGCUGAUAGUGAUGAUAGUGAUGAUAGUGCUGAUAGUGAUGAUAGUGAUGAUAGUGCUGAUAGUGAUGAUAGCACUGAUAGGUAUGAUAGUGAUGAUAGUGAUAAUAGUUAUGAUAGUGCUGAUAGUGAUGAUAGUGAUGAUAGCACUGAUAGUUAUGAUAGCGCUGAUAGUGCUGAUAGUGAUGAUAGCGAUGAUAGUGAUGAUAGUGCUGAUAGUUAUGAUAGUUAUGAUAGUGAUGAUAGUUAUGAUAGUGCCGAUAGUAAUGAUAGUGCUGAAAGUGCCGAUAGUUAUGAUAGUGCUGAAAGUGAUAAUAGUGCUGAUGGUGCCGAUAGUUAUGAUAGUGAUAGUGAUAGUGAUGAUAGUGAUGAUAGUGCCGAUAGUGAUAAUAGUGCUGAUAGCGAUGAUAGUGCUGGCAGUGAUGAUAGUUAUGAUAGUAGUGAUAGUGAUGAUAGUGAUGAUAGUGCUGAUAGUGCCGAUAGUGAUAAUAGUGCUGAUAGCGAUGAUAGUGCUGGCAGUGAUGAUAGUUAUAAUAGUGAAGAUAGUGAUGAGUGUGCAGCUAUUAAACACACUUAG
Messenger RNA from Oncorhynchus nerka (sockeye salmon), 4911 nucleotides. Its product is annotated as dentin sialophosphoprotein-like. Gene Ontology annotation, biological process: odontoblast differentiation; dentinogenesis. NCBI's taxonomy places the organism in Eukaryota, Metazoa, Chordata, Actinopteri, Salmoniformes, Salmonidae. The record is from RefSeq and is a predicted model, not a curated record. Gene Ontology annotation, cellular component: nucleus; cytoplasm. The transcript is spliced from 6 exons. Gene Ontology annotation, molecular function: collagen binding.